AUGAAUAACAAAACACUUGUCAUGUACGUAGAAAUAGGUUGCUUUGUGAGUUGUGUAUGCGGAUGGAUGUUGGUUUGUGUCACCAUGCCAAUGGAAUACUGGACAUUCUCUGAGGUUGCUUCUACAGUACUCACUAACAAUCGCUUCCAUUCCAACCUGUGGAAGGAUUGUACCUCUGAUUCUACUGGAAUGGUUGACUGCAAGGAGUUUCCAACAUUACUUGCUUUGCAAACAUACAUCCAUUUGUGUCGGGCACUUAUCAUCACCUCUAUACUUCUGGGACUAUUUGGAGCUAUUCUGGCCCUAGUGGGGAUGAAGUGUACCAAACUUGGUGGAUCUGAGAUCGCAAAUGCGAGAGUUACUUUUGCUGCAGGGAUGAAUUACCUCGUAUCAGGUCUUUGUGCUAUAUUUGCUUACAGCUGCUAUGGAAAUAAGAUAGUUACAGAGUUCAUGGACCCCAACUAUAGGACACAAAAGUUUGAGCUUGGAUCAGCGCUCUAUAUUGGCUGGGGUGGCUCCACUUUUCUCAUAAUAGGGGGGCUCAUCAUGAGCAUCUUGGGAGGAAAUGAGGGCUGCCACUCAAGUUCCACCAAAAAAGAAAGAUCAAAAUUCACUGUUUAUGAAGCCCCCUCUACUGAAGGUAGAGCAGCAGCAAAACAAGCACAAGCUCCUCUCCCUCAGGAGAAAAUCAGGAAGUCUGAACGCUCUACUAAACCCUACAAUAAAGCAUAUGUCAAGGACGAAUAUGUAUAG
This is a messenger RNA of Trichomycterus rosablanca, 753 nucleotides long. It is a transcript of the gene cldn10c, whose product is annotated as claudin 10c. NCBI's taxonomy places the organism in Eukaryota, Metazoa, Chordata, Actinopteri, Siluriformes, Trichomycteridae. Bases 1 to 753 code for a protein of 250 amino acids. Gene Ontology annotation, molecular function: structural molecule activity. Gene Ontology annotation, cellular component: bicellular tight junction; plasma membrane. Gene Ontology annotation, biological process: cell adhesion; bicellular tight junction assembly. The record is from RefSeq and is a predicted model, not a curated record. The transcript is spliced from 5 exons.